AUGGUGCAACCCGAACAGCAGCAGCGCAAGGAGGAGAAGGCUACCGGAGGUGUUGCCGCCCGCUUGGAUUAUGAGAUGGACCAGAUGUCCGACUUUGUGGCUGAGAUGGCCCAGGGAAUGUAUGCUUUGUACAACACCAAAAUUCACCUAGCAGAUAUUGACUUCGCGCGAAGCGUCUACCCAGGAACGUCAGUCCCGCCGCAAUUCCGGAAGUACGUCUUUCAGAUUCUGUCGUCGACUCGCCUGCCAAGCUCGACGAUUCUUCUGGGUCUCUACUAUCUAGCCAGCAGGAUGCGCAUGCUGUCCUCUUCCAAGGUGUUUGUGUCUGGCAAUGGUCAAGUUUACCGGAUGCUCACCGUAGCCCUCCUUCUGGGGAGCAAAUUUUUGGACGAUAACACCUUCCAGAACAAAUCGUGGGCGGAGGUCAGCAACAUCCCUGUGAGCGAGCUGAAUACGAUGGAGCUCGAAUGGUUAUUCGCUUUUGAGUGGAAGAUUCACGACCGCAUCUAUGACGAUCAGGACGGAUUCGCAUCCUGGCGCUCUCACUGGGACACGUGGCGUGCGAAGACCGCCCGGGCCCAUGAUUCGCGUCACAACCUGGCCCCGAUCGACACUAACGUGUCCAGGAGUUCUAGAAUCUCCAAGCCGCUCAUGUCCCCUGAAGGUCCCAUCCCUCCCCAGUACCAGCGUAGCUCUCACUUUGAGACUUCCUGGCUCAACCCGGCGGCGUCUGAGUAUUCGCCCCCGUCGGCCCCCCACAGUGGUCCUAACACCCCAGACUAUUACGCUGUUGGGCCGUGGGCCUAUACGAACCCGCCACCGCCAUAUUCCCGGACCUGGAUCCCUCCCCAGCCACAGUACAUGCCACGGUCGCAACCGCCCUCCUACCACCAUACCCCGUCAUAUGCGUUGCCUUUUGCACAGAGCGUAUGGACAGGUCACGGUUCCUCCUGCGGUUGUUUGCAUUGUGCUAAACACGUUGAGCACUACAUGUGCGCUGGUGCUUUCGGCGGAAUGCAACCGAUCCUUGCCGGCUAG
Messenger RNA from Aspergillus oryzae RIB40, 1038 nucleotides. RefSeq names its product putative cyclin-like protein (Clg1). Bases 1 to 1038 code for a protein of 345 amino acids. The transcript has a single exon. NCBI's taxonomy places the organism in Eukaryota, Fungi, Ascomycota, Eurotiomycetes, Eurotiales, Aspergillaceae. Gene Ontology annotation, molecular function: protein kinase binding; cyclin-dependent protein serine/threonine kinase regulator activity. The record is from RefSeq and is a predicted model, not a curated record. Gene Ontology annotation, cellular component: cyclin-dependent protein kinase holoenzyme complex; nucleus. Gene Ontology annotation, biological process: regulation of cyclin-dependent protein serine/threonine kinase activity.